GAGCUUAGCACCGGGUGCUUAGGGCCUGGAGGAGGCGCCGCGCGGCGGAGGAGACAGCGGGAGGCCGCGCCGGGCAGAUUUCCGGAGCAGACCUAGAGCUUCACCAAGAAAAUUCAACUGGGAAACCAAGACUGAUAGACUCUCAUUUCUUCAGACAAUAGGCAGAAGCCACAGACCUCGGAUUUUUGUAACACCUGUUUUCCCUUUGGAGGACGCUAAAUUCUUUGAGAGGACAAAGGCAGUUCGUUAUGGCAACUGAACUGAAAGAACAGGAAGGAGCCAUUACUGUGAUUUGGUGACAGUUCUUCAAACUACCGUGUCUUAAGGAAAGCUGGAUAAAGAACUUCUGAACUUUUGAGUUCAUUAAGUGAAAAAUCAGCAUGGCUCAGGUAAAAAGCUCUCGCGUCCUCCUUCAAGACCGCUCACUGGGAAGCCUGUUUGCAGUGUCACUCUUGAAUUCUGCCUUAGUCAACAGUGUUGACCAUCCCCAGUGAGCCGAGCUCUGUAUUAAGCUCCAGGGGGAGAUCUAGAGGAAGGAAAGGAGACAGGCCUCCCUGCCUUCAGGGAGCUUCCAGUCAAAUGAAGGAGGUAGGCUAUACACCACGUCACAGGCACUGAUGUCGGUGGGCAAAGCACCUUACACUCUGUACUUCUGGCAAGUCUUCUGGCUUGUGAAGGCCUAGCGGGUGUGAGUUUGGUUCCCACUGCAGCCAGCAAGAAGAUGAUGCUAAACCAGAUUGCCAGCAAGCAGGCGGAAAAUGGCGAGCGGGCAGGUAGCCCUGAUGUGCUGAGGUGCUCGAGUCAGGGCCACCGAAAAGACGCUGAUAAAUCCCGGAGCCGCAAAGACGAUGACAGCUUGGCCGAGUCCUCCCAUUCGAAAAAGACUGUUAAAAAGGUGGUGGUAGUGGAACAAAAUGGCUCUUUCCAAGUAAAGAUCCCAAAAAAUUUUAUUUGUGAGCACUGCUUUGGAGCUUUCAGGAGCAGUUACCACCUCAAGAGGCACAUCCUGAUCCACACUGGUGAGAAACCAUUUGAGUGUGAUGUAUGUGAUAUGCGUUUCAUCCAGAAGUACCAUCUUGAACGCCACAAGCGUGUGCAUAGUGGUGAGAAGCCUUACCAGUGUGAACGAUGUCAUCAGUGUUUUUCUCGGACAGACCGACUACUCAGACACAAGCGGAUGUGCCAAGGAUGCCAGUCCAAGACGUCUGAUGGGCAGUUUUCUCUAUAGGCACGGGGGCCCACCGAAGAGCACAUCCCUCUGCUCUGAUGGCCCUACCACCACUCCCUCUGAACCUGUCCCCCUUCCUAAAGGAGUGGCCCCAGGUGAGCAGACGAGACCAUCGGAGGACAGCGGCUCCAGAGCCUCAGCUCUGUAAAUAGUCUGAGACUGUACGACUCUCAGGAGUUUCGGCAGCAUUCCUGGGCAGGGAGCUGGUCCCGGGACCCUUACCUGAGGACUGAAAUGUUCCCACAAUCUUGGACUGGAACUGGCAGCUGAAAUGAAAAGGACUGAGGAGGGGAAUUUGUUCUGCUCUUGUUUUUGUUUAUCCAGAAGUGAUUACAGCAGGUAAACAGGGGACACAGAUAAUCUGGAGACACAAAGUAAGGACUGUGGCUGGCCCAGCCGUUUUUGUUACCGUAGGCCUUCGGUGGUCCACAGCCCUUCAUCUUACUUCCUGUGUGAAAGAAAAUAGGACCAGGACUGGCAGCUAAGCUUACUUGGACUUGAUAUACACUGUGCGGACAGAAGGAGAGGCUGGAGGAGCAGUGUGAGCUGACAAGAAGAGUGGGCAUCCCUUUUUCUCUCCUCAUAAGAGCAGUGUUGUGCCCAUGGCUGUUGUCAUGGUUUGUGCAACACCAGUGCCUGAUGGGGUCAGCUCAAGUGCCUUUUGGAGGAAGCUUGGGUAGGGUAGCCCAUGCAGCCCUUUUGUCUGGGAAGUUGGUCUUGGUUAUGGUUUGGGGCUACCUCACUGUCCUUGACAGAGGCAGCAGUUGAGCAGAGAGCUGUGGUUGUCAAGUGGACUGUCCCCUUGUGCCGUCUUAGAACAACUAAGGAUAGUGCAGAGUUGCCAACAACUGUUAGAGACGCAAACGUGACGGCCCUGAUGUGACUUGUGUGAUAGAGCCCCUUCCUGCCCAAGUCCUGUGGCGGUUCAAGUAGUGGAGGUGGAAGUCUGGUCUUCAGUCCCAAAGAACAUGAACUUGGCUUCCUCCCUGAUAGGCAUCCCUAUCCAUCAAAGUAGAGGAUGCCGCAGAGGAAGGAGCCUAAUGUCUGUUUUAUUCUUGACCUUAUUCUGUUCCGAACCCCAUCUUGUCUACCCCUGAGAAAGUGAUGAGGUGCGUGUCUUUGUCUGAUUUGUGGGUCUUUGUGUAUUUGCUUGGAAGGGAUAAAAAUUAUUGAGCCAAAUUUAUUCGGCCACCAACUUAGAGGACAGAAAGCAUAGAG
Messenger RNA from Microtus ochrogaster (prairie vole), 2446 nucleotides. RefSeq names its product zinc finger protein 740 (gene Znf740). Lineage: Eukaryota; Metazoa; Chordata; Mammalia; Rodentia; Cricetidae. The record is from RefSeq and is a predicted model, not a curated record. Gene Ontology annotation, molecular function: RNA polymerase II cis-regulatory region sequence-specific DNA binding; DNA-binding transcription factor activity, RNA polymerase II-specific. Gene Ontology annotation, biological process: regulation of transcription by RNA polymerase II. Gene Ontology annotation, cellular component: nucleus.